CACAAACAGGGGAUAACAGGGGCUUUCCUCUAAAAGGUUCGUUUUUCCAAGACCUUUGUGGUCAGCCAUGAUCGGUUUCUUCGGGUACCUCCUUGUCAUCGCAGCCGGCAAUUCCGCAUUCCAAGCCGAGCUCCAUGCCGACGAUGAGUGUGGAGAAGGUGCCAAGACUUGCUCGCUUGAAGCCUUGCAACUGCGGGCCAACCGCGCCAGCUGCUACUUUCAUGGUAUUUUCCUUGCUGGCAAGGUCAAGGUGGUGUCGCACUUCCCGGACAUCAAGGUGAAGCUUGUUGACAGCUUUCCAGACCUGGAGGUCAAGAAGGUAUCGCACUUUCCCGAUCGAUGUGGUGAAUGGCAGAUUGUUGAGAACUUCCCUGAUUUCACGGUCCAGUUCGUAUCCAGCUUUCCCGAUGUCAAGAUCAGGUACGUGACAAGCUUUCCUGGCGUCUACCAACGAUGAAUGUACAGCAAUUCUGAGUGAGCAAGCAUCAGGAACCUAUGUUGGUUUACAACAUGGCAUAUUGAGAGUUUGGGAGAAGGAAUCCUCAAUACAGUUGUGAUGGCCUGGCGGAGAUUUUCCCGUUGGCCUUGAAAAGCCUUUGAAUCGCAAAGCGUGCUUGCCCAUUGGAACACAAGUAUCCAGGCGCAAGCAUGCGGGCCUAAAUCACGUGGCCAUCGUUAUUCAACGCAGACGAGAGAGAGAGAGAGAGAGAAAGAGAGAGGGGG
Durusdinium trenchii is the source of this 723-nucleotide messenger RNA. The record is from the annotation of a GenBank genome assembly. NCBI's taxonomy places the organism in Eukaryota, Dinophyceae, Suessiales, Symbiodiniaceae.